Molecule: messenger RNA, 1718 nt
Organism: Anguilla rostrata (American eel)
Lineage: Eukaryota; Metazoa; Chordata; Actinopteri; Anguilliformes; Anguillidae
Product: E3 ubiquitin-protein ligase TRIM35-like
Exons: 6
Coding region: 162-1586 (474 amino acids)
Biological process (GO): protein ubiquitination
Cellular component (GO): cytoplasm
Molecular function (GO): protein binding; ubiquitin protein ligase activity; zinc ion binding
Source: RefSeq, a predicted model, not a curated record
GGUUUUGGGCACAUUUUAACGUGAGCGCAACGUCAAGCCAACCAAACAUGCCCACUGGGUGUGCUCUUCGGAUUCAAUAACAGUGCGCCCCAAAGUAAAACUGAAAGUCUCGCGAAAAACAUUGGGUAGCCUUACAGAGACGGGGUGUAGGCCUACGAACAAUGGCGAUAAAACCGUCGUUUUUAGAAGAGGAGCUCCUCUGUUCUGUGUGCUGUGACACCUUCAAUGACCCUGUUGUUCUACAGUGUAGCCACAGCUUUUGUGACGACUGCCUGCAGCGAUGCUGGAAAGAGAAGAGAAGUCGAGAGUGUCCCGUCUGUAGAAGGAAGUCAUCCGUUCCCAAGCCUCCAGUUAAUCUGGCUUUAAAGAACAUCGUGGAGUUGUAUUUAAAACAGAAAACCCAGAGCGAAGCCGAAGUCUUUUGCCGUCUUCACGGAGAGAAACUUCUUCUUUUCUGUGAGGAUGACGACGAGCCUCUUUGCGUCGUGUGUCAGACUUCAAAAAAGCACAGAAAUCAUCAGCUCUGUCCAGUGGAAGAGGCUGCUCUAGAUCUGAAGAAAAACCUCAAGACUGCACUGGAUCCCAUGAAACAGAAACUGCAAAUAUUCACUGAAGUUAAACAACAGUUUGAGAAUAUUGCAGAACACAUCCGGACUCAAGGUCCCGACACGGAGAUGCAGAUAAAGGCAGAGUUUGCGAAGCUCCACAGGUUCUUGCAAGACGAAGAAGCGAUAAGUCUAAGUGCGCUAAAGAAAGAAGUGGAUCAAAAGAGCCAGGCAAUGAAGGAGAAGAUAGAAAGCAUCACGAAACUUGCCUCCGCACUUUCAGAAAAAAUCACAGCUAUACAGAAGGUCAUAGAGAGUGAAGACAUCUUGAUCAUAAAGAGGUACAAAGAUGCCAACAGAAGAGCCCAGUGCACACUGGAGGACCCGGAGCUGCCUUCCUGGGGGUCGCUCGUUGAUGUGGCCAAACACCUGAGCAACCUGAAGUUCAGAGUCUGGGAGAAGAUGCUGGAUAUGGUGCAGUACACUCCUGUGACUCUGGACCCCAACACUGCGGCCCCCUGGCUCUGUCUGUCAGAAGACCUGACCAGCGUGAGAAACACCGGGUUUGUGCUGCAGCGUCCCGACAACCCGGAGAGGUUCAACCCCUGCGUGGACGUGCUGGGGGCCGAAGGCUUCGCCUCGGGCAAACACAGCUGGGAGGUGGAGGUGGGGGACAAGCCCGAGUGGACCAUCGGAGUGGUGAGAGAGUCCAUCAACAGGAAGGGGGCCAUCACGUGCGACCCGGCCAGCGGGAUCUUCGUUGUGACUUUGAGGGCCGGCGAUGUGUACGGAGCGGAAGGGGUCACUCCCCUCACGCUGAAGAAGAAGCCCGAGAGGGUCAAAGUUCAGCUGGACUUCGACACGGGGGAGGUGUCCUUCUUCGACUCCAGCGACAUGUCGCUCAUCCACACAUUUUAUGACUUGCUACCAGAGAGGCUCUUCCCGUAUUUCUCUCCAUGUGUGAACAUCAAUGGCAGUAACUGUGGAGCCAUGCAGAUCUGCCCAGUGAAGGUGUCUGUAACAAUUAGUCAGUCCCAGUGAUAGUGUUUCGGUCAUGACGUCAUCCAGCUGAAGUUAUCUGUACCAGUGAUGUCAUCCCAUAAAAUAUUUAUAGAAUUCUGACUUGAAUAAUGUAUAAUGUAUAUGUUCCAAAUAAAGAAUAUUUUUACUUUG